AUGGAAAGCGAUAAUAAUAAUACUAAGAGGAGACGGCUACAGCCCGAGGACUCUGAUACGAAGAAGGAAGAACAACUAGAAGAAACCUCCACCACCACUACCGAGUCAAAUCGUCCUGUUAGUAAUAGUGAUAACAUGGUUAUUAAUAAUGAAAACUUGCCACUAGCAAUAGAAGAUCAUAAUAGUGAUACCACACCAGCUACUUCAACACCCUUGACUAUAGUAUCGAUAUCUUCAAGACUGGUACCUGGAACUUUAUCUGAGACCUCGCCAUCAAAUGAGAAUGAGACUGAAACCCCACUAACCUUGAACGAGAACGAGAACGAUACCCCAACCACUGAGAAUGACACUACUUCAACUGAGUAUGAGACCUCUAUAAGCAAUAGUUCAUCGCAUACACCGUCAGAUGCCCGACCACCAACGUUACCAUCAUUGGCUAAUAUAUUUAGAAUGCCUGCAGUUGAUGGUAGAACAAACAGUCGGGUAUUCGGAGAUAGAAAUCCCAUUCUCCCACCGAUAAGUCCUCGCAGUGUAAUACCGAAUGGGAAUGAACCUUCUAACACUACAUCGGUACCACGCACUCGGAGUAAUAAUAUGGAACAGAUUGACUUGGAUGAAGAAGAAGACGAUGAUGAGGUCCAAAUACUUGGAGUUGUUGAAAUAGUACCUGAAGGUAAUUCAACUAUACGACAUAACAAUAAUAAUAAUAAUGAUAAUAAUAGCGAUAAUAACCGCAUACAAGAAGAAAAUACCACAGCAGACGAUGAUGGAGUUGUUGUUACUGGAGAAAGACAACUUCGUGGAUUUGAAGUUAUUCAUACCCCAUUUGGAAGUUAUGGAACUGGGAAUCAACUUCCUUCUACAAAUACUGGUAGAAGAACCCCCACUACGGUUACACCCAAUGGUUCUAACUAUAUUAGAAGAACACCAUUGAUGCCUCCCAAUAAUACCCGAUUCCGAUUACCAGCGUCUAGACGAGAUGUGUUCCAUCGGAAUCCGAACAUACGAAGUAGAAAUAACCAACUUCGUAUGGUAAGUACAAUGUUACCCUUUGAUUUAAAUAACCCAGACAAUGUUUCUCGAACAUUGCAUAACUUCUAUAACCAUGUUACUAUCCCCUUGGGAGACACUGGAUAUGGAGCUGUUGUACGAGGAUAUCCUUUAGGUGGUGGUGAAGCGGGAGGGCUCAGUCAAUGGCAAGGGAAUGGGCCAGAUGAUAUUGAAGCCAGUAUUAUGAGUCGAAUAGAACGUGAGUUGGAUGAAGCUGUUUCUGAUAAAAUCUCAAGAGAAAACCUUUACAAUAGGAAAGCUUAUCUACAAAAGAAGAAACUGAUUGUUGAUCCAAAUAACAAGAGACAUGUGUCACGGAUCAACUCUGAAGUUCAAGUUUAUUGUGAGUUAUGUGGAGUAGAAUUAGGUUGUGGAAUCCCACAAGAUUUCAAGCCUAAUCCGAAAUAUGAUGAAGACUUUGAGAAGUAUCAACAACAAUAUGACGUUCCAGCACCUUGGUUUUGUAAUAAGAUGAUCACUGAUGUUGAUAAGGAUCUUUCCAAACGAGUGUUUAGUGCUAAAUGUGGACAUGUUUAUUGUGGAAGAUGUGUUAAGAAUAUUGGUAAUAGAUCUGGAAGAAUAUCCAAAUCAACUAAACUAAAAUUAUCUAUUGAUAAUCCUUUAAUCUCUUCACCAAAGGUUUGUCAUUGUAAUAAGAGGUUCGCUGCAAGGUCAUUCACUGAACUAUACAUUUAA
Molecule: messenger RNA, 1746 nt
Organism: Lizanozyma spartinae
Lineage: Eukaryota; Fungi; Ascomycota; Pichiomycetes; Serinales; Debaryomycetaceae
Gene: HEX3
Product: SUMO-targeted ubiquitin ligase complex subunit
Exons: 1
Coding region: 1-1746 (581 amino acids)
Cellular component (GO): SUMO-targeted ubiquitin ligase complex
Molecular function (GO): ubiquitin-protein transferase activity
Source: RefSeq, a predicted model, not a curated record